Messenger RNA from Labeo rohita (rohu), 1937 nucleotides. It is a transcript of the gene aspscr1, whose product is annotated as ASPSCR1 tether for SLC2A4, UBX domain containing. Gene Ontology annotation, biological process: signal transduction. The record is from RefSeq and is a predicted model, not a curated record. Gene Ontology annotation, molecular function: protein binding. Lineage: Eukaryota; Metazoa; Chordata; Actinopteri; Cypriniformes; Cyprinidae. The transcript is spliced from 17 exons. Bases 35 to 1816 code for a protein of 593 amino acids.
UUUUGUCAAACAAACAUCGUGACGUCACAGUGUCAUGGCGGCGAGCAGUUCGGCCGUGUCAGUUUUAACUCCGAACGGACGCAGACAGACUGUCAAAGUGUCUCCGAACACACCUUUAUUACAGGUUCUUGAAGAUGUGUGUAAGAAACACGGCUUUAAUCCAGAUGAACAUGGACUCAAGUUUCAGAGGAAUGUUCUAGAUUUGUCUCUGCAGUGGCGUUUUGCCAGUCUGCCAAAUAAUGCCAAGCUGGAAAUGGUGGCGUGUUCACGGCCGCAGAUGGGAGCUGAGAGCGCGGUGCGGAUCGCGCUGCAGAUGGAGGACGGCUCUCGUCUUCAAGGCUCUUUCUCGAGUGGACAGACGUUAUGGGAUCUCCUGACCCACUUUCCUCAAACCAGGACGUCUGAUCUGGAUGCGUCUGGACCCACACCAGUGUGUGUUUACAUGAGAGACGAGGUGAGCGGUGAGGAUGCACUGAAGAAGACGACUCUGAAGUCUCUAGGUCUCACAGGAGGAAGUGCCAUCAUACGUUACGUGCUGAAAGGCUCCAGCUCCUCAUGUCCUGCUGCAUCCGUGGAUGCGGUCACUGCGCCAACGGAUGCUGUUGCCAAGACAACCGUAUCACAGCCACCUCCAGAACCACCCGUGGAGCCCGCCCCCAUUCCCAUGGAAACCCCACCUCCUCCCACUGAGGUCGUCGCCCCGGUGAACCAUCAUCCUGUCAAACAGGAAGAGGAGGAGCCAAACGCGAGUCGGGAACAGGCGGUGCGACCCAAAACGAGAGCCGCUGGUGACCAGCCGCAGCAGUCCAAACUAAUGCCGCAAGAGGAUGACGAACAGCCCGGGACAUCCAAACAGUGCCAGGGCUCCGCCCCCUCAGCCACGCCCACUAACUUCGUGCCAUUUUCUGGAAGCGGACAGCGUCUGGGAGGAACUGGGACAGCUGGACUGAAGACGUCCACGUCAUGGUCGUCAUAUGUGUCCGGGAGCCCGCCGAAAGCCAAAAAACCCAAACCCAGCCAUGAAAUCAAGCGAUCGGUCAGUGCCAAACAAGCGUCAAAGGACGAAGAGGAAACGGACGAAUAUCUGGAGCCGGUCGACAGGGAUCCGCUGGUCUUCCAUCUGGAUGCCGGAGCCCGUCACCAUGACGACCAAGAACUUCCUGAUGAAUUUUUUGAGGUCACCGUUGACGACAUUCGGAAGAGAUUCGCGCAGCUGAAGAGCGAGAGGAAGGCGCUGGAGGAAGCUCCGCUCAUGACUAAAUCUCUGCGCGAGUCUCAGAUGAAGGAGAAGCUGGACCGGUAUCCGAAGGUGGCGCUGAGGGUCCAGUUUCCUGACCGUCACAUUCUUCAGGGUUUCUUCAGACCUCUAGAAACAGUUGCUGCUCUGAAGAGUUUCAUCAGAUCUCACCUGCAGGACCCACAAAUGGAGUUUUACCUGUUUGUUGCGCCUCCCAAAACCAUCCUCGAUGAUCCAAAUGUCACUCUAUUCCAGGCGAGUCUCUUCCCUGCUGCUCUGGUGUACUUUGGCUCAGACGUGAGGACAGAUGCUUACUUGCGCUCUGAUCUUCUGGACACCAGUGUCUCCGCCCUACAGGCUGAUGAGCUCAUAGCAGGCUGUAUGCCGCGCUCUCCUCCUCCCGUCUCCUCGCACGCUCCCGCUGACGACCACCUGCCGCCCGCUCCAGAGUCGUGCGACUCCUCCGGCCAGCGGGGGGAGACGGAGGACGGCUGUGACGCGCAGACGCCAGCGGUCAGACCGGUGAGGACCGACCCGGCCAAAGUGCCAAAAUGGCUCAAGCUGCCAGGUAAGAAGUGAGGUUUGAUCGGCACAGGACGACGAGAGCGUUCGGGUUCCCCGGCUCAUUUCCCAUCAGUAGUUCAGUAGAUUCACAGUAACUCAUGCAAACUUUCAUCAAUUAAACACACAAUGAUAAUUG